Messenger RNA from Asterias rubens (European starfish), 3773 nucleotides. RefSeq names its product leucine-rich repeat-containing protein 40-like. The transcript is spliced from 7 exons. The record is from RefSeq and is a predicted model, not a curated record. Lineage: Eukaryota; Metazoa; Echinodermata; Asteroidea; Forcipulatida; Asteriidae. The coding region runs from base 147 to 2159 and encodes 670 amino acids. Gene Ontology annotation, molecular function: protein binding.
AUCGACUCGACUGGACUCGCGCCACCGUCGAUUGAUCGCGUGCAGAUCGCGGGAUUUACAAUUUACAACAGCGGGAAGAUAUUUUGCUUCCAGUCUCAGCUGCCAUAUCCGUCAGUGCCAAAGAGUGUAAGACGCUUUAUUAAACGAUGGAAGAGAAGCACAGAGGAACCCAGAAUGGUAGAGCUGGCUCAGUAACAUUAGAUUUCUCCUCCACAAAUCUAUCUUCUUUCGAGAUAAGCAAGUCAGAUUUGGCCUCUUGCACAACUCUCAUUCUGAAUUACAAUGAAAUCUGUGAGCUGCCAGCUGAUAUUGGAGAUACCCUUCACAGUCUUAGCAGUCUGUUACUCAUUGGUAAUCAGUUAAAGGAGCUGCCUGAAUCACUUGGUAAACUUGUGAGUCUCAAGGAGCUCAACCUGUCUGAAAACGGCCUGAUAUCCCUACCCAAGACACUGGGUUUCCUUACGCAUCUAGCAAUCCUCAAGUUGGUCGGAAAUGAGUUGAAGAAUCUCCCGGAGGGAUUUGGAGGACUCGAGUCUCUGAGAAGUCUAGAACUUGAUGAAAACUUUCUGACGUCGCUGCCGGAAUCGUUUGGACUCGUGGAGAGUUUAGAGGUUCUGGAGGCCUGCGACAAUGCCCUGGUGGAGCUCCCAGCAAGCUUUGGAAAUCUAAGACAUUUACAGGUACUUAACCUGAGCAAUAAUCGUCUGGAGACCCUGCCUGAUUCAUUUGGGUCAUUGCAGUGCCUUAAAAUGGUGGAUUUAUCUGGGAACAAAAUUAAGGCUCUAAUGCCCGAGUUUAAGUCUUGCCACUGUCUUAAGAAGCUCUAUCUCACAGGGAACAGAUUAACCGUUCUUCCUGUUUGGAUCGGGGAGCUUCCUAAACUACAGGAAUUGAGUCUAAGAGAUAACCAGUUGGAGCACAAAGCUUUACCGGAAUCAUUUGGGGAGACGAGCAGAAACACCCUUAGACACCUGGACAUUUCAGGGAAUUUUCAGACUGAACUUCCAUCGACGCUAGGGCUUCUUGUCCACCUGGAUUUCUUGCACAUGGGCAGCGUGAUCGGAGAACUGGAGCGUCAAAACUUUCAGAAUGGAAACUGGAUCGCAAGGUUCCCGGAAAACUUCGGAAACCUGCAUCUAUUGCGGGAACUUCAUGCCGAGGAAAAUCAGUUGAACUGCCUUCCAGAGAAUUUUGGAGACCUUGCGUCUUUAGAGUUCCUAGACUUGGGCCAGAACAUGCUGAGGCAGCUUCCAGAGUCUUUCUGCGAGCUGAAAAGUCUACAAGUUUGCCUGCUCUCCAAGAAUCACAUAGAGUGCCUUCCAAAGGAGUUUGGAAAACUGGGUGGACUUCAAGUUAUCCGACUCGACUGUAAUAAACUGACUGAUUUACCAGAAUCGUUUAUGAAGUUGACCAACAUCGAACUGCUGGAUCUGUUUGAUAAUCGGCUGACAAGGAUACCCUCGGUGCUAAAGUAUCUGACGAAACUAACAAGGCUGGACCUUGAUUUGAAUAAAUUUGACAUGCCAGCACUGUCGGUGCCUAACUUAACCAGACCCAACCAGUACCCAUCAGGAAAGUCGGCUACCAGCGAUAACUGGAGAACCAGGGCACGAGCCGAUGAAGUUGCCAUCGCUGAACAACAAUUAGCCGAGGUGGUUUUGGAUGAAAUGAGUUCCCAGAACUCGAUUAACACAGUACUCAAUAACAGCAUCAUCUCGCAAGCCUUGCGUAAUAAAGCAUCUAUCUGGCAGUCACACGAGGGCACUAAAAUCAGGGAAUCUCGCACGGACACCAUACUGCUUGAAAAACGGAUGUCCAGACGCCAUCAAAAGUACUCCUACAGUUCUGAUGCCAAUUCAGAGGACCCAAAUGAGCUGGAUGAUUGCAGUAGUGAUGGCAGCCACGAUGAGCAAGGAACUGGUAGCAACAUCGUCACCCAAGAGGAGAUAGAAAAGGCUGAGGAAAACUGGGAUGAAGAUCUGAUUGAUAUCUCGUGUUUCGGGUCUGACAGGCUUUACCGUCAUCCCCAAGACAUGGACAAGACAGUAGAUGCAGACUCUUGUUUUGUCUUCACACCCUCUGAUGAGCAUGUCCCAAACCUCCCUAAUGCCUCCAUCAACGACGACGCUGAGGAUGGACAGUUUGAUGAUGCAGAUUAAACUCUUAUCCAGGAAGUUGUGUGACUCGGUAGGAUAGGGACUGUGGGUGUCGUAGACCUUUUCGCAAUACCCAUUGCGCAAGCUCUAAAAACUGAGGUGCACUUGAUCACUAGGAAGACCAGCAUGCACCUCGUUCCCCGCCUAAUGCAUGCACACCUAGUAUUUGCUGUAAGGUCUGUAGGGAAAUCUGAAUCCGGAGAUUCUGUCCCCAAAUAUGGGAAAUUAACAUGGGCUGGUGAAGGAGGAGAUAUCAGAAGUAGUUUGUACACAGUUCCAAAGUAUGGGGGGCAGAAUCUCUGGGGGAAGGGAAACAAGGUCUCCUGCCAUACCAGACCAAACCACAAUCAUUGGGCCAGACACAACCUCAUUCAAGUCAAAACACGUGUGUAUUGGGUUAGCAUAGGGUGAAGUAUUAUGGAAGAUUGUGGAGGAUCCCAAGCCAAAGUUACAUUAUAGUAAAUGGAAUUAUAUUUGCUGCUGCAUUAAGCUAUGAAAAAUGUAAGUAUGGGGCCCACUUUCAUAAAGCUGUUAAGCUGAAAGUAUUGCUUAAUAGCAAGUUUCGUUGCUGAGCUAAAAAUGAGUGAGGCAACAAUGUAAACUGGCAUUUUGGCUGGUAACCUGUUUCUGUUUAGCAACACUUUUCUGUGAUAAGCAAGUUUUUGUGCUUACAGGUUAUAUGAAAUUGGGCCCUUGUAUACUUAUUCUUGAAAAGUUGUUAAGUGUAUUAAUAUUAUAUUUUUAUUAACUUCUCAGGCCGUCAUAUUAUUGAAUUAAUUUUAAAUGAUUUUGACUUUGUUCUAGAUUAGACCUUUGGGUGCGACUAGCAAAAGUUCCUUCAUACAUCUUAUCAUAGAGCUGCUUCAAAAGCAAACAAAGUAGCUAAGUUCAUAACUAUGUUGCUCACCAGAAUAAAUUGACCAGCCUAUACAUACUAUGCAUGGCUAUGUCUGAUUUAGAGACUGUGGCUACGGCUGCACCUUGAAGGCCAUUGGAACAAGCGUCCAGAUAUAGGAUGCCCCAACAGCCACAGCCAUGUUUUCCAAAUCUAGGUAUCUGACUAUUUAUAUUUGUUCAAGAUUAGUCAUAAAAAAGCCCUUCUGUUUCAUCAUGCAUUUUUAUCUAUAAAUAUCGUUGUCGAAUGUCAAUUUAAGGAAUGAUAUUUGAGCACUAAAAUAUACCUGAUGUUUUUGCACCAGAAUGAAAGCCAUGACAAAGCUGAUUCCUGAUUGAAAAUAAACACCAAAUAUGUUUGUUUUCUCUAUUUUCUUUCAACAUUUUUUUUUCUUUUUUCUUUUAUUCUUUUCAACAAAGACGCACUGACAAUCAGUUGGAGCCAGCAUUUGAAUUUUUUGCUUUUGUAAUUUGUCAAGUUAUGGGCAGUUACCUCUGAGUUCUUUUAUGAGUUCUCAUUUUGAGCUAUCAUUUGAGUUCUUAUUUGAGCUCUUUUAUGAGACUUUAACAUGUAUAAAAAGUGUUCAUAGGAUGCCCCUUAAGAAAAAAGCUACCAAUCAACUCUUAAAGAAUGCUUUAUUGAGUUGUAUUUUUUGGUAGAGUUAUUUUUGUAAUUUUUAAAAUACUAACUACUGUGCUUUUGUUGACUGCCAAGUAGCAAAA